AUGAAGGCGAACUCGAUCGCUCAACUCGCCCUCGCCGUCCUUGCCUCCCCCGGCGAGGCUGCCGCUGCACCAUGUCAACAAAGCUGCGCCGAGCUCUCCUCGACCUUCGGCACUGCGCUUUUCUACCCGCGAAACGACACCACGCAGUUCUGGGACCAGAAGCAGCAACUCGCCGGCCAAAUCUGCCGCGUAGAGCCCUCCGCCCCGGAAGACGUAGCCAAGGCGCUCGCCAUCGUGAUCACGAACGCGUGCCCCUUUGCCAUCAAGGGCGGCGGCCACUCGCGCGAGGUCAACGACUCCAACGCCCCCGGCGGCGUGACCAUCGACACCGCGCGCAUGCGCAAGGUCGUGCCGGACGAGGAUGACAAGAUGGUCGUGACGCUCGGCGCGGGGCAUAACCUCGGGAGCACCCUGACCGCACUCUCUAGCCUGAACUUAUCUUUUCCUGUCGGGAGAGUCAGCUCCAUCGGGCUCGGCGGCUUUCUCCUGGGCGGCGGACAGGGCGAUCUCGGCGGCAAGCUCGGCUUUGCAAUGGACAAUGUGCUCGAGUACGAGAUCGUCCUCGCCAACGGCACCAUCACCACCGCCUGUCCCACCACCAACCCCGACCUCUACUGGGCCCUCCGCGGCGGCGGCGGCAACAACUUCGGCAUCGUCACCGCCUUCAAGCUCCGCGCGGUCCCGGAGACGCCCAUCUGGGCCGCCACGACGCGGUUCGCCGACAACCAGACGGCCGCGGUGACCGAGGAGCUCGACAAGCUAGUCACUGCGUCCAGCGCCGACCCGAACGUGAAUUUCUACACCGACUACCGCAUCGCGCCCGCGACGGGCGAGUUCGUGUACACGGUGCAGCAGCGGUACCUCAACGCGACGGCGUCCCCGGCGGCGUAUAAUGGGCUGAACGCGGUACCGUAUUUGUCGAGGACGGGGAAUUUGACGUCGCCUAAUUUUGCGAGUGAUGUUGCUUAUGGCGUUCGACACAUCUUCGUCUCUCUAAGCUGGCACUCCUCCCCAGCAAUGCUCCAACGCGCCGCCUCAAUCUUCAAAACCGAGGUCCUCAAAGUACAGAACGUAAGCGGCCUCACCGCCGGCAUGGACUCGCAACCCAUCACGUUCUCCGCGCUGCGCAUCGCCAAAGAGCGCGGUGGCAAUGCCCUCGGUCUAUCCGGCGACAAGGCCAUCCUCGAGAACCUCAUCACCAUCGCCUGGGCCAACGCCACCGACGACGCGGCAAUGUACGCCUUCGCGGACGCCUGGCUCGCGAAGACAGAGGCCGCGUCCCGCGAGCUGGGCGUCUUCGUGCCGUACCGCUACAUGAAUCACGCGUUCCGCAGCAGGCAGGACGUGCUGGGCUCGUAUGGCGAGGAGAACCUGGCCCGGCUGAGGACAGUGCAGCGCGCGGUUGAUCCGGCGGUCCACCUCCGCGCAAUCCUCUCCACAAACACAACCCUCACCACCGUCCUCGCCCGCGCCGCAGCCCUCAACCUGCCGAACUGGUACCUCGCCGCCGGCGCCGUCUCCCAAACAAUCUGGAACCACAUGAGCGGCCUCCCGCCCGCCACCGGCAUCCACGACUACGACCUCGUCUACUUCGACGACACAGACCUCUCCUGGGAAGCCGAGGACGCGGCCAUCCAGCGCGGACGGGCGCUCUUCGCCGACAUCCCCGCUGAAGUCGAGAUCCGGAACCAGGCGCGGGUGCAUCUGUGGUACGAGGCCAAGUUCGGCGCGCCGUGUCCGCGGCACGAGAGCGUGGAGGCGGGGAUCGAUAGCUGGAUUGCGACGAGCGCGAUGAUUGGCGUGCGGGUGGAGGCGGAUGGGGAGUGGAUGGUGUAUGCGCCGCGGGGGCUGUCUGAUUUCUUUAACAUGGUCGUGAGGCCGAAUCCGCAGAUUGGGGUGCGGGAGAAGUAUGAGGAGAAGGCGAGGCGGUGGUUGGGUAUUUGGAAAGAGUUGACGGUUAUGCCUUGGGUUGAGAAGGAAGAGCCCCUGAAGCUGGUCUCAUGA
Molecule: messenger RNA, 2004 nt
Organism: Colletotrichum chrysophilum
Lineage: Eukaryota; Fungi; Ascomycota; Sordariomycetes; Glomerellales; Glomerellaceae
Exons: 6
Coding region: 1-2004 (667 amino acids)
Molecular function (GO): FAD binding
Source: RefSeq, a predicted model, not a curated record